Syngnathus acus (greater pipefish) is the source of this 1360-nucleotide messenger RNA. RefSeq lists its product as uncharacterized. The transcript is spliced from 3 exons. Lineage: Eukaryota; Metazoa; Chordata; Actinopteri; Syngnathiformes; Syngnathidae. The record is from RefSeq and is a predicted model, not a curated record. Bases 481 to 1128 code for a protein of 215 amino acids.
AUUGAUUUGAAGGAUUGUGCAGAAAUGUAUUGCACUCACUUCCAAUUCCAAAGUGCAUAUGUCAAGUUUCUGGCUUGGGGCUUUAUAAAGACAUGUGGUACGUUCAUAUACAACCACAAACACACACAAAAGAACAUGUUGCUUGAACACAUUUUCAAACUGUUGUUUCGGAGCUCAGAUCAGUUUUUGUCUAUUUUUCCAUCAAGACAACAACAUACUUCCCUGUGUGUGCAGUCUGCUCUUGACGAGUUAAAGUUUUCGCGGUGUUGCUGGUGGCGGCGGCCAGUAAAGGGUGAGCGCGCGUUAUGGGCCAGCACUCAUUCUUUCCGAUGACUUCAGGCAGCCGGAGCGGACGAGCUCGGCAGGACUAUUUCGCACGUCUUUCACUCGCUCACACUGUCUUUGGAAGGUUUACGUGCAAGCAAGGACGGACAUUUCGUUUCGAUAAUAAGGCAAAAUUUUUUUUUCUAGAGUUUGGAGAUGUUCUGCGGAUUAAUGUGGAGUUGGACCUGGCUCUUGCUGGGCUUCUGUGCGUGCGCCUCCCGUGAAGACGUCUCUGUAGAUGAGGACAACUGGACCAAUGACGAGUGGGGUUCCGGUUUCUCCCCUGUAUACCGCUUUCUCGCUGACAGCCCCCCUGAAGCAGCAGCAGUAGGGCAGAGUCCCCUGGGGUCCAUGAACUGCACUCAGCGCUUCUGGUUGCCUUCGUCCACGCCGGGAAUCUGUUGGGAGAACGUAGCCAGGCCCGAGGAGCUGGCCCGCUCCCGCCUGCUGGCGUUGCAGAACCGGGCUGCCCUGGAGGGUGUGAUGAUCUCCUGCCGCGUGGAGGAAGGGGGACUCUCCUACCAGCGGCAGGCCAGAGACGAGGUGGAGGGGGUGCUCUCGGACCACCGCAGUGUGGCGGAGGCCCUGGACACCAUGGAGAAGGUCUUCGUCUCCCUGGAGGAGAAGAGGAAAGACGGCAAAGACGGAGGACUCCUCACCAGUGUCAAGGAGCACCUGGCCCAGGCGAGGGAGUCGGCGUUCGCCCGCCAGCUCCUAGCAUCCUCCCUGGAGAGGCACUUGUCCAGCCUGGAGGAGAAUCUCAUGCACAUGCAGCUCAGACUCCACAAGCUCAUCCGCCAGUGACCACGAGAACAAGAUUGGGCUUGCACUUUUUGAGAGACAUCAGCUGGGUUCAUGAAAGGAUGCUCAAGGAUGGUUCAGAAGUUGAAAAUAUGUAUUUCAUUGUAAACUGUGCAAGGAUGAAGGGUUGAUAUUAAAUAAAAUGUCUCAACCACCAAACAGAACAAAAUUGAAUCGACGCAUGAUUGAGGCGCUCACAUGGUGAUCUAAAACCAUUUAAUGAAAUGAUUCAGAG